Sinocyclocheilus grahami is the source of this 5512-nucleotide messenger RNA. RefSeq names its product zinc finger CCCH domain-containing protein 13-like. NCBI's taxonomy places the organism in Eukaryota, Metazoa, Chordata, Actinopteri, Cypriniformes, Cyprinidae. Gene Ontology annotation, molecular function: metal ion binding. The record is from RefSeq and is a predicted model, not a curated record. The coding region runs from base 180 to 5426 and encodes 1748 amino acids. The transcript has 21 exons.
CCUCCUCUCCUCAGUGCUUCGGGAAGCUGUAUGUGUGCGGAGUUUACGCUCUCUCGCAAGCACCAUGACGGCGGCUAAGAGGAAGACCGCUUUGCAAGAUUUUUGCAUGUGAUUAGGAGGUUCUCUCCAACAGUCUGUGAAACUGGACUUGACGCAUCUUUCAUUUUCGGCCCUGCAGAAUGUCCAAAAUCAGGCGGAAGGUUACAGUGGAGAAUUCGAAGACCAUAUCGGACAGCAGCAGUAGCACGACCACCCCCUCCCGCAGGCCCAGCGUGUUUGAGAGACUCGGACCCAGCACGGCCAGUAAUGCAGCAGAGACUCAUUGUAGAAACUGGUUAAAGACUGGGAACUGCAGUUACGGUAACACGUGUCGAUACACACAUGGAACCCCAUCACGAGGAAAAGGCUUCUCUGGAACAUUCAACAGGUCAGCUGAGAGGCACACUGGGGAUCUCCGGGAGAGGAUGAAGAAUAAGAGACAGGAUGUAGAUGGUGACACUCAGAAAAGAGAUACAGACGAGCCCACUUCACCCAUAACCAGACAGCGAGAUUCAUCCCGAGGCAGACGCAGAGAGAAAGAGGAUAUUAAAAUCACAAAGGAACGCACUCCAGCUAGUGAGGAAGAGACCGCAGAUUGGGAAGCCAGUCGUGAAGAUUCCGAUAACGGUGAUUACGAGUUAUCUCUUGAGAUGAAGAGACAGAAGAUUCAGCGAGAGCUGAUGAAGCUGGAACAGGAGAACAUGGACAAACGAGAAGAGAUUGUCAUCAAGAAAGAGGACCCAGUCCCUAAGACCAGGACGAGUAAUUCUUCAAAGGAUAGGGCUUCCCCUGAGCGCAGUAGUUCUAAGGGGUCACCCUCGUCGCGUAAAUCCAGCUCACCCAAACAUAGAGCAGGAAAGGGUGGGAACUCCAGCAAGAAAGAGAAGAAGUCCUCCACUUCCUCAGUCAUCUCCUCUCCAGUGUCUGACCAGACCAGGGCAGAGGAGACAGACAGCAGGUCAUCUAAGAGUGGCCAUGGCAAAAGAAAAGGGCCACGAACGCCCAGUCCUCCACCACCUGUCCCUGUGGAGAACCCAGUGACUGGGAAGAAGCACAAAAAUAAACACAAGAACAAGGAGAAAUGUGAAGACAAACUUAAAGAAGGCAAAGAACGAGGACGAGAUACGGAGAAACACAAAGAGAAAAAGGAAAAACGCAGGGAUCGGUCAGAUAGUUCCCAUAAAGCCAAACGCUCAAUAACAUCAGCGGAACGUUCUGGAAGUCUUUCCCCACCCUCCAGGGAAGUGUCACCCCCAGCCAGAAGGAGGUCAUCCUCCCCUAAAUCCACUUCCCAAAAACAGUCCUCGCAGCAGAGGUCUAGAACUCCACCCCGUCACCGCCGGAGCCCCUCCCCUCCCUCCCGACUGCACCACUCCCCAUCUUCACGCUCUGGCUCCUCAGCCCAGAGACACUCCCCAUCUCCUCGCCACAGACGGGGUUCUAUCUCUCCUCUUUACCGAGACCUUCCUCCUCCAUCCUCAUCCUCACCACCUCCCACUCAAUCCUCACGUCGCUCCCGCUCUCCGCUCACCCCGCAGAGAGACACUUCACCGACACCCGGUCCUCGCAGGUCCAGCCCCAGUGCCCGUCACCGCUCCCAGGGUGGGGAGAGGGGGAGAUCAGAGCGAGACAGGAGUCCCGCACUGCAAGAGAGACGGCAUGAGCGCAGAGAUGAGAGCCGCGGAAAGCGUGAGAAAGACAGCAACCGUGACGAGCGAGACUAUGAGAUCGAGCAGAGCUCUUCUCGAGAUGACCGUGAUGCCAGGGAUGGCCGAGACCGGCGUGGUGAACGGGAUAGAAGAGAUGUCCGGGAAGAGCGCCAGCACCGCGGGGAGGCCAAAGACACUCGGGAUACCCGCGCAGGAGAACCGCGAGACCGCUCGGGACGAGAAUCCCUGGAGCGUAGAGAGAGAGACCGGGACCGAGAAAGAGAGAGGGAACGAAAUGAAACGACAGCCCAGGAGGAAAGGAAUUAUGGAAGAGGACAUGGAAGGGAGGAAUUGAGAAAUGACAGUAGAGUGGACAACAGGAACGAAUCUCGGGCUGAAAGAACAGGCAGAGGCAGGGGCCGUGGGGAUGCCACAGAGAAAGGUUCUGUUCGUGGUGGUAGAGCGUCACAGGCUGACACUAGCAGUGCUAGCGGGCAUGACAGCUGGGAGUCCCGCAGCAGUGGUCUGAGAGAGAGGAGCUCAGAGAGAAACACUGAUCGUGAUCGCUACGAUAAUGACAGACAGAGAGGGGAACAGCCCAGAGAUGAACGGCGGGGAGGACAUGUAGAGAGAGACCGACGUGACAUCAGAGAAAGAGAACAAAGAGCAUCCACUCCUGUCCGCCAGCAAAACCGCGGUGAGGACCUUGAUCGUGAAGAGAGAAAAGAUGAUCGAAGGGAUGAAAGACGUGAUGACCGCAUGCGUGAGAGAGAGAAGGACAGGGAUAGAGAAAGAGAGAGGGAACGGGAAAGAGAGAAGGAGAGAGAGAGGGAGAAAGAACGGGAAAGAGAGGCUGAAAGAGAACGUGAAAGAGCCAAGGAGAGAGAGCGGGAGAGGGAGAGGGAAAAAGAGCGAGAGAGGGAGAGGGAGGAGAGAGAAAGAGAGCGGGAAAGAGAAAGAGAGGAGCGGGAAAGGGAGCGAGAAGAGCGGGAGAAAGAAAGGGAACGAGAGAGGAAGGAGAGGGAACGGGAAAGGGAGCAAAGAGAGAGGGAACGGCAGAGGGAGUGGGACGAGAGAGAAAAAGGGAGGGAAGAGAGGCGGGACCGAAGAGAGGAGUCGCGAGAUGACCGCUCCACCCGAGAUGCUCAUGAAGAGAGAAAGAACACUCGUAAGAGACAUCGUGCUGAGAACACUCCCAGUCCACGGCCAUCUCCUAAAAGAGGUCGAGAUGUGAGCCCUGCAGACAGUGACGGUUACAACAGCACUGAGGAGAAAGGCGAUAAGCACCGACUGCUGAGUCAAGUGGUUCGUCCUCAAGAAACUGCCCGCUCGCCUGCCCACUCCUUUACUGAUGAUAAACACAACCGCUGGAAGGAUGAUGACCGUCGUGUGGAUAAAAAAGAAAGCCGUGGCCGACACGAGGAGGGGGAUUCCCGCGGUGGAAGAGGAGCAGAGCGACGUGAAGAACAUGCUCCAGACAUUUCUGCUACGGGCAUUUCUGACUCUAGAAGGGGAAAAGAGCAGAGGGACCUCCCUACUGCCGCCCUCACUCCUCCUCCUCCUCCUAUAGAGGACAGAGACUCUUUAUCAGCCGUUCAUGAAGAGGGGAAGAAAAAGACUAAAUCUCAGAAGAAAAAUCUGAAGAAGAACCGUAAAGAGGAGGAAUCUGGCGGGGGGGACCGUAGUAACCCCGAGCCCCCGUCCUCCUCUGUAGCUGAAGCCCCCCAGGCUCUCCUGUCACCUCGCAAGACAGCCAAGAAGAAAGCCUUAGAAAGGAAGCGCAAGCGCUCACUGGGUCCGGAGUCAGAUGUAUCUGAGGAUGAGCUGGUCGCCCAGCAUCCCCUCAGCAAGAGGCGACGAGGCCCACGUACACCUCCGCCAAUCAACAAGGAUGACCUUCCUUCCCAGAGGGCUUUAAUGGCUGGACCGAGUUCUCUCUCUGCUAAAAUGGAUGCCAACUUCAGUGACUGGUCUGAUGAGGAUGUACCAGAGCGGGGCGAGACAACUUCUGCCUCCCUGCCAUCCGAUAGGCCACCGGAGCGGCUGCUUCCCUCUGAACGUCCCCCUAGAAGGGGUGCACGUGGUGGCGGCCGGGACCGUACAGACCCCCCCAUCGCCCCGCUGCUCCCUGACCCUCCAAUGCUGAUACAGUCUCUUCCUUUACAACCAUUACUGCCACAACACAUGCUGCGUAAACCACCCCAAGCAGACAUGCAGCAGCAGCGCAGCAGUAGCAUGGGCAGUAACCAAAGCCGUGCGUCUUCGAGAAGGCUACGCUCGCCCUCCAAUGAGUCGGCCCACCGUGAUGAAGGCCCUCAGGGACUCAGGCCCCGCAGAGGACUCAUGCAAGGUGGCAAUUCUCGGGAGAGAGAGCGAGAGAGGGAAUGGGAACGGGAGAGGGAGAGAGACCGGGAGAGGGCAGCGGCCAGUGAACAGAUGGGAGGAGAGAGGAAGUCGAGGAUUGAUCAGCUCCGGAGAGGAGAACCUAGUCGAAGUACUUCCUCAGACCGACAGGACUCCCGGAGUCACAGUUCUCGUCGUAGUUCACCAGAGUCUGAGCGUCAGGCUCGCUCCAGAGCCGGCUCCUACGACAGCCGUGAGCGGGAACGAGAUCGUGAUCAGUUGGAUCGAGAGCGUGAGAAAAAGGAUCACCGUCAGAUGCAAAAUCAACAAACCCAACAGCGAGACUGGGACCCAGAACCUCGUGAGUGGGGUGGGCGGGGCAGAGAGCCCCUCCUCCGUGGCAGCCGUGAGCCAAUUAGAGAGAGAGACUUGCGGGAGAUGAGGGAACGACUCCUACCUGAAGGGUUGCUGGCACAUGAGCGAAUGGAUCGUGAGCGUGGUGAAAGGGACCGUGAGCGUGAACGGGAAAGGAUGCUUCCGUUUGACCUUCAGGCUCACAGGGAACCAAAGAGCAGAUCUGAAACUAAGAUGGAGAGGGGAGAGUAUGAGCCUCUGUUACCCAGAGAAGCCCUCAUGGAUGUAGAUAAGCCAGCCGACAACUCACACCUGCAAGUGGAAGCAUCUGAACCCAAAAUGGAUAGUCUUGAUGAAGAGGAGGAUGGAAAGGGGGAUGAUGCACAGUCUGCUGUCUCAGAUGGUGAGGAGUAUGAGCCAAUCAGUGAUGAUGAACUGGACGAGAUUCUGGCUGACAGUCAAAAGAGGGACGAACAGCAAGAUGAUGAAAAGAUUUCUGGGCCUCUAGAUGUGAUUGAUGUAGAUUGGUCCAGUUUGAUGCCCAAGCAAAAACAGGAGCUCAGAACUCCUGGGGCAGCUCUUCUCCGAUUCACCCCGGGGGCUGUUUUGCUCAGAGCGGGAGUGUCCAGACGCUUAGCUGGGCCUCAGCUCCUUGCCAGAGUUAAAGAAGUGUGUUCCAGAGAGCUGGAAGACCCUAAAGAUGCUGAUAAACUCUUAGAGCAUGAUCUGGGUGCUCUGAACAUGGCUGCAUACAACAGAAGAAUGGAGAGGGCCAACCUACUGAGGAGCCAGGGCCCUUGCUGCAAGGCACUGUGUGCUCGCAGAGACAUUGCCAUACGUAAACAGCUCCUGAAAAACGACAAGGGCACAACCAAGCAGAUCUACACCAGUGCUCCAGUGGUGGACAGUGAACUUGUGCAACUGAGUUUACGUCUCUUUAAAAAGAAAAUGGCUUCCAGCCUGUCCAGUGGACAGGAGAAGACCGAUUCCGCCUCUGCAGCCCAACAGCUCAGCACACCAGCAGAGCUGUGCGUCUCCUGAUUGUGCUCCGUGAGUACAGUCUGAAAGUACUGAUCUCAGAUCACCAUCUCGAUUAUUUUCACACACUGAAACUGUUUAAGUCAGUG